Schizosaccharomyces japonicus yFS275 is the source of this 1154-nucleotide messenger RNA. RefSeq lists its product as hypothetical. The record is from RefSeq and is a predicted model, not a curated record. The coding region runs from base 19 to 864 and encodes 281 amino acids. The transcript has a single exon. NCBI's taxonomy places the organism in Eukaryota, Fungi, Ascomycota, Schizosaccharomycetes, Schizosaccharomycetales, Schizosaccharomycetaceae.
AUACUUCGAUCCCCGCCCAUGGCUAUUUCAAGGCGACACGGACUCACUUACCAAGAACCAUACACGAAGCAUAUUCCUGCACAAGAACUAAAAAUGAACCGUGAUAUCAGUAAGGAAGACCAGCACGAGGCCAUUGAGUGUUUGAAGCGUCUCUCGCUCUUUCCAGUGAAAAAUUCAUACCAAUUACAAGGAUCCAUCACACCUUACCUACAGCUUCGAUCCAACUAUGUGACGCCUAAAGAACGCUGGUGGGAAGCUGUUUUUGACGGUCCUCUCGCAAACAUCGAGGAAUCGCUCGCGUUUCGCGACUUUUUAGAGCAUUUCAAUGGCAAGGACGCAAUUCCCUUACGCGUUUUACGCGCUACGUCGGAAAUUAUGUACGAAUACGAGGCGGGAACGAACUAUUUACUUCGUAUCUUGUACGACAAAAGCUCGGGGCAGACGAAACUUGCCGGUUUGCGUUAUCUGUUAAACGUCUCUACACCUUCGUCUCAAGAAGGACAAACUGCUGCUGAAAAAACAGUAUUAGAGGGCUCUGGCCGCUCGAACUCCACUGACCUGCUUGCUCAAAAACCAAAAGAGGAGACGGAGCGUCUCCGCUGCAAAACCGGCAGCUUAGAGGACGAUCCGUCAUUUUGGAAGUUGUCUUCGUCUGCAAACGAACACGACGCAGUGGAUAAAAACCAGCCAAAAGAAGUGAGUCCUGAUCGCCGUCUUGUGACGCCUAUGCGUGACUUUAACGGGCUGGCUGAAUUGGUUAUUGAACAAACAGGGAGCUUGUGGAAGGCUUGCCGCCGGAACCAAAUGAAUGUUGAUGAAUUUUUGCGACUUAUUCGUACGGGCUUGGAAAAUGCUCGUCGCUAGAAUAAAGGCAAACUUGAUGAUUUUGUGCAAUGACCUUUUUAAGUAAAAUGGGCAUGAUGAAUUUACGAAUGUCAUGACUAAUGAGACUACGAUUUCUGGACCAUUCACCUUUUUUCUUUUCUUUUUUGUUCUAUGUUACGAUUUCCUUUUUUUUUUUUUUUUUAACAAAACCAACACGCCUUCGCGCAUGUUUUCCGUAUACAAUAAGCCGUUCAACACAGACGCUUUGCAAAUGAUACAUGCACACAUUUUACCAUUUCAUUGUACUGCUGCUGUUUUAUGUACGAGUC